AUCCCACCACCAUUUUUACGUGCUAUUCAAUUCUUCGCUCGAGAUUUGCAAAUUUUAAGCAUUCAUUUUCUCUAAUUUCCCAGCUAAGAACUAACUUAGCAACCUUAAAUAGCUAAAUCCCAACCUUAAACCGACAUCUUCAGAUUAAUUAUCCCCAAAAGGGAAUAUUUACUGUAGUUAUUUCUCUUCCAUAUCCUAUGGCGGAUUGAUUAUCCUGCUCAGAAGUAGAGUCCUUUAGAAAGAGAGAGCUAAAAAAGAGUGUGGCUGAAGUUUUCCGGUGUAGUGAGCGGUUAAAGUGCGCCUUUUUCUAUGAACCCACGCUUUCUUGCUUAAGAAAUCUGAGAGGAGAUGAUGUUUACAGAGGGACUGGACAGCAAUGCCCUCAAAUGGGUUCAAGAGGGGUGCGGUAAUCGCAAGAGCGAAGUUCAAUACACUCCAAUAUCAAGCCAAAGAGGCAGAUUUGGUAGUCUGAGUAGUCUCGGCAGAAAUGCCGGACUUCCUCCUCCGAAGCUGGGGAUGAUUCCGGCGGUUUCUCGAGUCCUUAUUCAUGGGGAUUCCGAUGACAACACCACUGCCUCCGACGAUGACAUGUCCACGGAGUCCGAGGGAAGGUAUUCUCCGGAGCCGUCUUCACAGGAAGAGAGAGUGCAGGGGAGUAGUACCAGUGUUCAGAGAAAUUGCGGUAGUAAUUACCCGCGGUCGCGUCCACUGCAGUAUGGCGGCGACAGUGAGAGUGGCUUCUCGGACGAUGUCAGUUCGUCAAGGGAGACAUUUGGAAGAGGGAUUGGCCAUGUAGCCGUUAGAGGAGGAGCUUACCCCGAGGAGGAGGAGUCUGGUUCUAUAGCUAGUUCUGAAUUCUCAUCCAGUGUUCCUUCCAAAUCGAAUAGAGGAAGUGAAAUUCUAAAGAAUGAAAUUGGUAUAGGAAGUUUGAAUAAGAAAGGCUCAUUUGAUGAAGAAGACAUUCCCAGUGCACCUCCUAUUGCUGGGGAAAUCAAAGAAGAUCAUGAAAAGGUGCUUCCUCCAGCCUCCAAAGCCUCUUCAGUUGAUGCCAGUGGUGGUGUCUCAGUCAAGGAUGAUAGUAAUAUCAAGAAUGCAUCUGAAUCAUCUAUCAGAAGUAAGGUUGCUGUGGAAAAUGGAAGACCGUCUGCUAGAAUUCCAACAUAUCAUGUUAGUGCACUUGGACCGUGGCAUCGGAUUAUUGCAUAUGAUGCUUGUGUGCGGCUAUGCCUUCAUGCUUGGGCGAGAGGGUGUAUGGAAGCUCCAAUGUUUCUAGAGAACGAGUGUGCUUUGCUUCGGGACGCUUUUAGUUUGCAGCAAGUCCUGCUCCAAUCAGAGGAGGAACUGAUGACAAAACGGUCUUUGGAGCGGACAGAGACUGUAACAGAUGGGGCCGCUCCUCCAAAAGCCAAGCAAUUGACUGGAAGGAUGAAGGUCCAAGUUAAGAAAGUGAAAAUGGUUAUGGACCCACCAACCGGAUGCAGUUUUUCAUCCUUGAAAGCUCCACAAAUAAAGAUGGAGUGUCUUAGGAACCACCUUUUGAACCUGCGAUCAUCAAUCACUUCUGGAUGGAAAGCACUUCGCAAGGUCCGUUUUGCUCCUCAUGCUCCUAGAAAUGGUUCCUUCUCACGCCAAAGCUUGGCAUACAUGCAUGCAAGUACUCAGUACAUAAAACAAGUUUCUGGACUCUUGAAAAUUGGUGUGACAUCUUUGCGUAGCAGUCCAUCAUCUUAUGAAACUGUGCAAGAGUCUUACUGUUGCUCGCUGAGACUAAAAAGUUCAAGAGAAGAGGAUGCAAUAAAAAUGCAACCUGGAUCUAGUGAAACCCACAUAUUCUUUCCAGAUAGCCUAGCAGAUGAUCUAAUAGUUGAAGUUUACAACUCCAAAGGCCAGCAUUAUGGCCGUGUUCUUGCUCAACUGGCUUCAAUUGCUGAGGAAACAGGUGAUAAAUUGCGAUGGUGGUCCCUAUACCAUGAACCAGAACAUGAGGUAGUUGGAAAAGUGCAAUUGUAUAUAAACUAUUCAGCAAUUAUAGAUGAACACAGCAAUCUUAAGUGUGGGUCAGUUGCAGAAACUGUGGCAUAUGACUUGGUACUAGAAGUUGCAAUGAAGAUUCUGCAUUUUCAACAAAGAAAUUUACUGCUGCAUGGCCCAUGGAAGUGGUUGCUCUCUGAGUUCACGUCAUAUUAUGGGAUUUCUGAUACAUACACCAGGCUAAGGUACCUCUCAUAUGUUAUGGAUGUAGCAACCCCAACAGCUGAUUGUCUAACAUUGGUGUAUGAACUUUUGUUGCCUGUAAUGAUGAAAGGCAAUUCUAAGUGCACGCUAAGCCAUCAAGAGAAUCGCAUCUUAGGAGAAAUUGAGGAUCAAAUAGAACAGGUAUUUGCAUUAGUUUUUGAAAAUUACAAGCUGCUGGACGAGUCAGCACCAUCUGGAUUAAUGGAAAUUUUCGCACCUGCUACGGGAGUGGUCCCACCAGCGUUGGAGCCUGCUGUUAAACUGUAUUCACUUCUACAUGACAUAUUAUCCCCAGAGGUCCAAAAUAAACUGUACAGCCACUUCCAGGCCGCUGCUAAGAAAAGAUCAAGAAGGCACUUAACAGAGACAGAUGAAUAUGUUAGUGGAAACAUUGAAGGAGUGUCUAUGGAUGUUGUGGCUGUUUCUACAGCUUAUCAGAGAAUGAAAUCUCUCUGUACAAACAUUAGAAAUGAAAUUUUUACAGAUAUACAGAUCCACAAUCAAAAUAUACUUCCCAGUUUUAUAGAUCUUCCAAACCUUUCUUCUGCCAUAUAUAGUGCUGAGCUAUGCAGUAGGUUGCGUUCAUUCCUCAUUGCAUGCCCUCCAACUGGCCCUUCACCUCACGUAACAGAACUUGUAAUUGCAACAUCAGAUUUUCAGAGGGACCUCGCCAGCUGGAAUGUCAAGCCUGUCAAAGGAGGAGUUGAUGCAAAGGAGUUGUUCCAUUUGUAUAUUAUGCUCUGGAUUCAGGAUAGACGGCUUGCUUUGCUUGAAUCAUGCAAGCUAGACAAGGUAAAAUGGUCAGGAGUUCGCACGCAGCAUUCAACAACACCAUUUGUUGAUGAAAUGUAUGAGAGACUCAAAGAGACCUUGAGUGAUUAUGAAGUCAUCAUUUCUCGUUGGCCAGAGUAUACAUCUCUCUUGGAGAGUGCUGUUGCUGAUGUUGAGAAGGCAAUUGUGGAGGCUCUUGAGAAGCAGUAUGCAGAUGUGUUGCUUCCUCUUAAGGACAAUAUGGGACCCAAGAAGUUUGGACUCAAUAAUAUUGUUCAAAAACUUGCUAAAAGAUCAGUGUGUCAUUAUGAGGUUCCAGAUAAUCUUGGGAUUCUAUUGAAUUCAAUGAAACACAUGCUUGACAGACUUCGCCCCAAAAUAGAGCAGCAGUUCAAGUCUUGGGGGGCAUAUAUUCCUGAGGGUGCCCCUGGAGAACGCCUAAGUGAAGUUACAGUUAUGCUCAGAUCAAAAUUCAAGAACUGUUUACAAGCAGUUGUUGAAAAACUUGCUGAAAACAUGAAGGCGCAGAGCAGCACAAAACUGAAGAAGAUCUUGCACGACUCGAAAGAUGCUCUUACUGAGUCAGAAGUGAGAAGCAAAAUGCAACCACUGAAGGAGCAGCUGAUGAAUACCAUAAACCAUCUGUACAGCAUAUUGGCGCCCACAGUUUUUGUAACACUUUGCCGCGGAUAUUGGGAUAGGAUGGGACAGGAAGUUCUUGGUUUCCUGGAGAGCCGAAAGGAGAACCAGACGUGGUAUAAGAACUCUCGCAUCGCCAUCUCCGUUCUGGAUGAUACAUUUGCAUCAGAGAUGCAGCAGCAUUUAGGGAAUUCAGUGCAAGAGAAGGACUUGGAGCCGCCAAGGUCCAUUCUUGAGGUUAGAUCAAUGCUUUGCAGAGAUGGGUUUGCUACCAACAAGCUGGGCCGUAACUACUUCUAUUGAGAUUCCAUUUAUUUUUUCUUUCAUUUUUUAUAUUGUAUAUAGUUUUACAUAGUAAUACGAAGGGAAGGGGGAUUUUUGUGGUGCAAAUGAUGAUUUCAGCUUCAUACACAAAUUGCUAGUUUCUGUCAAAGAAGCUAGAUAAAUAUGGACAUUGUAACACGGUUACACCAAUUUUAUAAAGCAAUUUUGCAUUUUGCUUUCAA
This is a messenger RNA of Cuscuta epithymum, 4151 nucleotides long. Lineage: Eukaryota; Viridiplantae; Streptophyta; Magnoliopsida; Solanales; Convolvulaceae. The record is from the annotation of a GenBank genome assembly.